Molecule: messenger RNA, 4065 nt
Organism: Drosophila serrata
Lineage: Eukaryota; Metazoa; Arthropoda; Insecta; Diptera; Drosophilidae
Gene: tara
Product: SERTA domain-containing protein 2 taranis
Cellular component (GO): nucleus
Molecular function (GO): transcription regulator activity
Source: RefSeq, a predicted model, not a curated record
UUAACGCGGCGUAGCAAGGUCCACGUCGCUAGAUAGCUCCGUCAGCUCCAAUUCGAAAACGACGUAAACGCCAGCGCGCGUAAUUCAAAGUUAUCAAAAUCCCAGUUGCCCGUUCUUGUUCCCGAAAAAGUGCUGAGUGCGAAUAAAAAAUAACCAAUUGAAAAUUAUUAAAAAAUAUAUAUAUUAUUAAUCUGGCUUGGUACCAGAAAAGUGAACACAAUAACAACAACAACAAACAGAUUGUAGUUGCCAGUAUGUCAUCCCAGUGCUGUGAUGCCGCUUUGGGCCGCUCCUAUGCCUGCUCGUCCCGCUUCCCUUCGGGACACCUGCUGGCCGCCCUCUGAUCCGCCCGCGCCCACAUCCACGCCCAGUGACUGACUGACAGGGAUCUCCGUCCACACACACAAAAGCGAGAUCCGAUCCUUGGACAUACAAAACUUCAAAGCGAAACAUUAUUUUUUUUCCGUUCAUCCAUAUCUUUUUUGGAUACUAAAACGUUGUGAAACUGAGAACGGCCCAGCCGAAAAUGUGCACUGAGGUAAAUUCCGCGAUGGGUCUUCAAGCAACAGCCGCCACGAAGCGGAAGCAUGAGCUGACCUUCGAUAGCAAGGAUGCCAACACCACCUAUACGGGCACCUGUGCCCCGCCCCCCGUCAAGGCCAACAAGUGGGCCAUAAGCAACAACAACUACCUGGAAUCGCUCGAGGAGCAGCAACAGCAACAGUCGUCAGCGGAGCCAGCCUCCGCAGCGACCAUCGAGUCCAACAACAACCAUAUAGUGGUAGAUGCAUCCAUGGACAUGGAUAUGGAUGCAAUGAAAUCCACGGAGACAAGUAUUAGCAAUGGUCAUGAAGUUACUACCGCCGUCGCAGCCGUCGCCGUCUUGAAGAGUCAAGCGGAGGUGCCGCUGCCACCGACAGCGAGUGCUGCCAUACCGGAGGAUAGCAUUGCCAAGCUGGAGGUGGUGACAUCCGCUGUGCCCUGUGAACCCUGGACCGGCGCUGUGGGUAGCUCCUCCACGCCCUCGUCAGCUGGUGGAGCUGCUGCCUCUUCGGAGCCCGUGGAUUGUAUCUCCAAGCUGCAGGCAGUGGCCGUGCCAAGUGAUCCCUGGGGCAGUAUUGCCACGCGUUCCACGCUGGCAACGACGCUGCUUAGUGCCGAUGAGCUGGAUGACGAUGAUGAUGAUUUCGAGGAUGAUUACGAGGAGGAGGAGAGCAUCAUACCCACCUACUGUCCCAUGCGUUACCAUCCCUUUGUGCCGCAUCCGCACCCGCACUCGCAUCCGCACCAGCUACCGCCACAUCCUCUCCAGCAGCAGCAGCAGCAGGCACAUCCCCAGCAGCUAUCCCAGCAGCAGCAGCAAGGACAUCCCCAGCAGCAGCCACAGCAUCCCCAGCAGCAGCAGCAGAGGAGCUAUGGCCCGGGCUAUGGCAAUCGGCAGCCCAACUAUUAUUCAGAGCCCUUCCCGCAGCAGAAUUGCUCGCGAACCGGAGGACCGCAGCACAUGACCCAAGCGCCACCGACGCCGCAGCAGGCGCGUGGAUUCGCACCACCCCAAUGGGCAACGGCGGGAGCUGGCAGCAAUCCCUCGAAUCCCGCGGCCGGAGGACAGCAGUUCUAUGAGACGGCAAACGGAGGAGGACCCUAUGCCCAACCGGCAGCGCCGCCACAGCAGACAAUACGCUGUGCAGAGAAUGGCAAAUCCUAUUUGGAUCUGGGCUGUAGCAGUGGCUCACCCAGUGCCGCCGCUGGCGGUGGAGGAGGAGGAUCACCCAGCAGUCCGCCGCCCUCUUCGGCGCCCGUUCCUGUACCCUUUGCCGGCCUGCCGCUGCAUGGCUUGCCCCUGAAGCGAUGCUGCGAUGGCCGGGCCGGCGGAUGGUGCAGUGCCAACAGAAGUUGCUACAAGGACACGCGGCUGAAGAUACGCAAUCUGUCCAUGUUCAAGCUCUCCCGCUUCCGUCAGGUCUCAGAGCAGUCGCUAUACCGCUCCGUGCUCAUCUGCAACACCCUGAAGCGGAUCGAUCGGGAGAUCGAGGCGGAGGCCAAGGAGUUGCAUCAGGCGGCGCAGCAGCAUCACCAGCAGGCGGCGGCAGCUGCAGCUGCAGCAGCAGCGGCGGCAGCACAAGCAGCGCAGUACCAUCCAGCCUACCAGCAGCAGCAACAGCAGCAGCAAUCCCCGCCAGCGCCACUGCAUCCGCAUCCCCAGCAGCAACAGCAGCAGCAGCAGAUGGAUUAUGCGCCAGUUUUAAACUGUGCACGCUUGGCCAACAUGGAUCACUACCAGCAACUGAAUUUCCAGCCCCAGCAGCAGCCUCAGCAACAGCAACAACAACAACAGCCGCAGCAGCAACAUGGUUACCAUGAGCGCCUGGAGAGCCAGCCGGCGUACAGAGGAGUGGCAGCGGGAGCCAGUGGCUUUGCCACACAGCCCAGCAACUGUGAUACAUCCCCCAAUGGCACUGGCAACAACAACACAGCCUCGCCAGCGACAGCGGCCAGCAGUAGUCUGCAUCCCUAUGAUCACUAUCCCUUCCGGGAGUCGCAGUCUGGUCGAGCCACGCCCUUUCCCGCCUGCCCCACAACCACAGCAGCAGCAGCAGCGGCAGCAGUUUCCUCUGGAGCGGCAGCAGCAGCAUCAGCAGCACCAGGAUCAACCAAUGGAGCCACCGCCGUCCUGAGCAACUGCAUCACCAGCAACAGCAGCAAUAGCAGCAGCAGCUCCAGUUCCCCCGCCAUCAGCAGCAGCAACAGCGGCAACAGCAGCAACACCAGUUCCUCGACCGGCAGUAGUGGCAGCAACGCCUCCAAUGGCAGUGGGAGCAAUCCACCAGUUGCCUCGAUCGUCAGCAGCAGCAAUAAUUGCGAUACCAGCGAUUCGGGCUAUGCGGACGACGAUUCCACGCGUUCCAUCAACUGGAGCUCGGUGCUCAGCCUGAGCUCGCAAUCGGCGCUGGAUCCGCUCAACAACAAUGAUCUGUUCAGCAUACUCCCGGCGGCGGCAACGCCCACAGCGGUGCCGGUUUCAGUGCCAGCCAGCAGUUCCAGCUCCUCCUCGUCCUCGACACUGGCUUUCAGCGGCAGUUUCACCACAGUUCAGGCAAACAGUGGGAACAGCAGCAGCAGCAGCAGCAGUGGGAGUUCCAGCUCCACCACAGCCACUUUUACGACUCUGUCCACCAUCUCCUCGGCGACGCAUUCACUGACCUCGUCAUAUGUGAGCAGCAUCAGUUCGAAUGUAUCGGCGGGAGCCAAUACCUGGGAGUAUGGUUUCCUGGAUAUGGAGUUUGGACUGGGAUCCGAGUUCACGGAACUGGUGCCCAGCUGCAAGCUCAGCUCCGAGGAUCUGUUCAAGAGCGGCCUCGGUGGUCAGGUGGUGGCCGCCUCACGCCUUCAUGACAACGAGCUGGAGCAGCCUGCCCACAUCAUGGUCGGCAGUUAGUAUCAGUUGUAGACGACGACGACGACGAUGACGACGAUGAGGACGAGGAAGGCGUGCUCCUCGGCGGAUAGCGGCGGCGUGCUGGUCGCGUCGCCAGCUGGCGCCCACUAGCAAUUCCAAGCAGUAUUGAAAGGAAAAGGGAGGAGAAUGUAUGGAGAGGGGAUUUUCGAUCGUAAUUGCUAAUUAUGCUCAGGUUGUGAACGUGCAUGUAACCCUUAUCCUUUGGUCCUACGGCAUCCCCUCCUCCAAAGCUCCGCUCCUCCACACAAGCAAUCCGAUGGCACACAAAUUAAUUGCAAUUUAUUAAAAAGAAUACAACUUUGUAACUAAGUGAGAAACAGAAAAAUGAAACAAAGAACAAAAUUAUAAAACAAUGAUUAAUGACAAAUGAGCAAGCAAAAACUAUUAGCAAAUUUUGAUAAGUGUAAAUAUUGUUAGAAAAGUAAGUUAAAAGGCAGAGCAGCGAACUCCUAGGCUUAAGUAAGUUCGAUGAAAUGGAAAAUUCUAUAUAUUAGCGUAACUUUAGCUUUGUUAGUUGCAAUUGUUGCAGUUUUUCGAUUCCACAACACCAAUACACCAACAACAACAACGUUAAAACAAACAAGAAAGAGCUGUUUGGCGAAUUA